UGCCUCCCUGCCUGCAACCAUGACACUUAUUGAAAUUACUAUGCUGACAGGGUUCACACCUAAUAUUGAAGAUCUAAAACAGUUGGCCAAUAAAGUCGAAAACUACAUCAUGUCUUUUGAAACACAACAAUCGACAUCCAAUGCAUCUGUUGUACUUUACCUGAGGAAGGUUCCUCACAAUGAAACUCUUACCAUCGGUUUUAGGAUUCAUAAAACCACAGAUGUGGGACUUCUACAGCCAGCUGACAUUUCCAUAUAUGAGUAUUAUGACCUUGACAAACAAUGCAGCACGUUCUAUAAUCUACCUAAUGAGGAUGGGCAGUUAAGGAAAAUAUGCAAAGGAUCUGCUUGCAAGUGCGCUACAGAUUUGUAA
Messenger RNA from Nanorana parkeri, 373 nucleotides. RefSeq names its product complement C3-like. NCBI's taxonomy places the organism in Eukaryota, Metazoa, Chordata, Amphibia, Anura, Dicroglossidae. Gene Ontology annotation, cellular component: extracellular region. The transcript has 5 exons. The record is from RefSeq and is a predicted model, not a curated record. Bases 20 to 373 code for a protein of 117 amino acids.